UCGCUCUCUGUCAAACUCGAGACGCUGAGGGGUUGUGCUGCUGUCUGGUUGACGGGGUCGCGCUCGGUCGCGCAUUCGCUUGCGGGAGGCGGUGUGUGUGGGGGGCGGGGAAUAAAAAAGAGGGUGCUUGUGUAUGGCGGAACUGUGUAUGCUGGAACUGGCGCUUGGUGAAGGGAGAGCAGGGCGUGUCCCGACUCGGCCUUUGUCGUGAAAAAGUGGGCGCCGGCGACAUGGCUGCGGAUGCGGAGGAUCUGGUCCCGCUCAUGUCCCAGUAUGGGCUGGCUGGCAGCGGUGAUGAGGAUCUUGACCAAGAGCAUGUCGAUGAUCACGCGUUCCUUCUCGACAGUCAAAAUUUCAGAGGCAACUCAGAGCAGGAGCUAGCCCUUCAACGCCAACUUGCGCCUCGACACGUCUGGAAGAACGCCAGCGAACUCUUCCCCGGGCUUCUUACCUACACCUUCCCUGUUUGCGUCUUUGACGAGUUUCGUAUCGGUCUCUCAUAUCUCCUUGUCGUCUACACUCGGAUCUCCUUGUCUCCAAUCACGCUCGGUGUGCUGGCCUCAAAACACGAUGGCUUGGUGCGUGACAUUGUCGAUACGUACUCCUUUGAUGCUCACUCAAACUCCUUCGAGGUCAAGAUCAUGUCCCACCGCUGCAUAAAUCCGCUUCGCGUGUCCAUGACUUUUCCUGUGGAUUCCCGCACCGGGUAA
Monosiga brevicollis MX1 is the source of this 710-nucleotide messenger RNA. RefSeq lists its product as uncharacterized. The transcript is spliced from 3 exons. NCBI's taxonomy places the organism in Eukaryota, Choanoflagellata, Craspedida, Salpingoecidae. The record is from RefSeq and is a predicted model, not a curated record. Bases 231 to 710 code for a protein of 159 amino acids.